Cladophialophora yegresii CBS 114405 is the source of this 816-nucleotide messenger RNA. Its product is annotated as nicotinate (nicotinamide) nucleotide adenylyltransferase. The transcript is spliced from 2 exons. Lineage: Eukaryota; Fungi; Ascomycota; Eurotiomycetes; Chaetothyriales; Herpotrichiellaceae. Bases 1 to 816 code for a protein of 271 amino acids. Gene Ontology annotation, molecular function: nicotinamide-nucleotide adenylyltransferase activity; nicotinate-nucleotide adenylyltransferase activity. Gene Ontology annotation, biological process: NAD+ biosynthetic process. The record is from RefSeq and is a predicted model, not a curated record.
AUGGACGAAUAUCACUUUCCAGAGUCUCGCCUCAAGAAAAAGAUGGACGACCCGGAGAAGACGCCUCUUUUGCUGAUAGCUUGUGGCUCUUUCUCCCCCAUAACUUUUCUACAUCUUCGCAUGUUCGUCAUGGCCGCAGACUACGCCAAACACAACACCGACUAUGAAAUGGUGGGCGGCUACCUGUCGCCGGUAUCGGACGCAUACAAGAAGCAAGGCUUAGCCCCAGCAGAACACAGAGUUGCAAUGUGCCAGUUAGCAAUUGAUAAAGCCUCCAACUGGCUAAUGGUUGACUCCUGGGAAGCCGAGAAGAAAGACUACACAGCCACGGCCAAGGUGCUCGACCAUUUCGACCAUGAGAUCAACGUGGUCCGAAAGGGCAUCGACUGUGGCAACGGCACACGCAAGCAAGUCAAGAUUUCUCUUCUUGCCGGAGCGGAUUUGAUCCAAACCAUGUCAACCCCAGGUGUUUGGAGUGAGAAAGAUCUCGACCACAUUCUCGGGAGGUACGGCACCUUUAUCAUCGAGCGGUCCGGCACCGACAUCGACGAAGCCCUGGCAAGCUUACAGAACUAUCGUGAGAAUAUUCACGUGAUCCAGCAACUCAUCCAGAAUGACGUCAGCAGCACGAAGAUCAGGCUGUUCCUGCGACGAGGCAUGAGUGUGCAGUACUUGAUCCCGGCCCCAGUUGUAGAGUACAUCGAGCAGAAUCGCCUCUAUAGAGACGACGCCCGCUCGGCCAGCAACGCCUCCAUACACCCACCGGACAGCCACAAGGGCAAAGCCAAGGAAGCAUCAUCUGCAGAGCCAUCGUGA